Molecule: messenger RNA, 1469 nt
Organism: Sorghum bicolor (sorghum)
Lineage: Eukaryota; Viridiplantae; Streptophyta; Magnoliopsida; Poales; Poaceae
Exons: 1
Coding region: 18-1253 (411 amino acids)
Biological process (GO): regulation of gene expression
Source: RefSeq, a predicted model, not a curated record
UCUUUACCCUUCCUCCCAUGUCCGUCCGUCCGUCCGGUCCAUUCCAUUGCUCACACCACACCACACCACACCACACCACCUCCUCGAUCACCUGCUUCGUCGCCAUUAUUUCCACCACCACGUACCACCACAAGGCCGGUCAGAUCAUGAGGCUGAGCUGCAACGGCUGCCGCGUCCUCCGCAAGGGCUGCAGCGACGCCUGCACCAUCCGCCCCUGCCUCCAGUGGAUCAAGUCCUCCGACGCCCAGGCCAACGCCACCGUCUUCCUCGCCAAGUUCUACGGCCGCGCGGGCCUCCUCAACCUCAUCGCCGCCGCGCCCAACGACGCCCUCCGCCCCGCCGUCUUCCGCUCCCUCCUCUACGAGGCCUGCGGACGGAUCGUCAACCCCGUCUACGGCGCCGUCGGACUCCUCUGGUCGGGCACCUGGCACAUGUGCCAGGCCGCUGUCGAGGCCGUCCUCAAGGGAGCGCCCAUCGUCCAGGUCUCUGCCGACGACGCCGCCGCGGAUGCUGCUGCUGGACCAUCCAUUAUGAAUCCUCCUCCUCCUCCUGCUGCUGCUGCUGCUGCGGCGGCGGCUUACGACAUCCGGCAUGUCUUCCCCAAGUCCUCCUCCAACAAGCAUUCUGCUGGUGGUGGUGCACCACCACCGCCAGCAGCAGUGGACGCCGCCGCCCAAAGCAAAGACGACAAACACACGCACAGGCAGAGGCUUCUCCAUAAGGUUUUGGUGUCCAAGCGCACAUCCUCAUCGUCGCCACCGUCCAAGACCAAGAAGAGCAAGACGACGACGACGACGACUACCCAAAACAACAAGCCGCACCGCGCUGCUGCUUCGCUGGCAACGGAGCACCACAACGACGACGACGACAUGCUGAUGAUGCUGGUGGCCGACCAUAGCUGCGACGAAGAGCAACAGCAUGCCGCUGUUCGUCUGGCCAGCAACACCAACUUCAACUCCAAGAGCCGCCGCGCCUCGUCCGACGACGACUGCGACGACCGCCACUCGGCGUCCGCGUCGCUGGACACCGAGGAGGCCGCCUCUCACGUCAGCCAGGCUGCGGCCGAAGAAGCGGAGCCGCAACAAGACGACCAGCUAGCAGAGGCAGAGCAGCAGCCGCCGCCGAUGGGCCUCGACCUCACGCUCGGAUUGCUAACGUCGUCCGCGCCGCCGCCCAUCGGCUGCAGACAGGGAGGAGGCUCCAGCGCGGCCGUCGACGAGCCAGCCGGUGUCAUAGGCUUCCGCUUCCUCUAGCUAGCCGGUCGCCGUCGCCGGAGCGGAAAUACAUACAUACAUGCUCCUAUAGUCAGUCCUAUGGAUGAUCCAUUUAUUUGAUGUAGAUUUAGGCCCAAAAGUUGCAAGGGAACAGACGAAUCAAUCCUUACUUGUUUACAUUAGGCUUAUUUUUCUCUGGUCGAGUAGUUUGUUUUGUUUUCGAAAAGUUUAUAAUGUUUUUGACUUCGUCCGAAA